Molecule: messenger RNA, 4693 nt
Organism: Haemorhous mexicanus (house finch)
Lineage: Eukaryota; Metazoa; Chordata; Aves; Passeriformes; Fringillidae
Product: mitogen-activated protein kinase kinase kinase 3-like
Exons: 17
Coding region: 230-2095 (621 amino acids)
Biological process (GO): protein phosphorylation
Molecular function (GO): protein binding; protein kinase activity; ATP binding
Source: RefSeq, a predicted model, not a curated record
CCGCUUCCUCCCGCUUUUGUGCGCCGCCCCAGCGAGCUCCAGCCGAGCGGUGCCGAGCCGAGCCGAGCUGUGCGGAGCCGCGCCAGCCGCUGGGACCCGAGGCGGUGAUACUAGCACCGGGUGGCCGCGCAUGUCCCUCUGAGGGUGACCCCGGGUGGAUGCUUGAGAGAGGAGGAUAAGGCACGAGAGUCUGGGACCGGUGGAAUGGAGGCCUGAUGUAGAUGGAAAGAUGGAUGAAGAAGAAGCUCUGAACUCUAUUAUGAAGGAUUUGGCAGCAUUGGGCAAGUGUGGGGGGCUGCUGGACAACAACAGGAAUAAAAACAGUGUCCACUCCAACAAACAGCAGCGAAGUGUCAGGAUCAAGUUUGAAUAUGAAGGAGAGAAGAGGAUUAUCCAGUUCCCAAGACCAGUCAGAUUCAAGGAAGUGGUGCAGAAGGUCACGGAUGCUUUCGGGCAGACGAUGGACUUGGUCUGUGUGAGCAAUGAGCUCCUGAUGCCACUGAAAUCCCAGGAAGAUUUGGACAAAGCCAUGGAACAGUUGGAGCUGAGCCCUUCCCUGAAGAGCCUGCGGAUCCUUGUGAGCGCUCCAAAGAAAGCGAACCUCCUGCAGCCCAACAACAGCAAGCAGCAUGAGAUGAGGAUCUCCAGAUCCAUGGGUGAUAUCAUGGGAUCCCUGUACAAAGACUCAGAGAGGACACGCAAGUAUUCCACAGGCUCCCUGCACACCGGGCGCAGCUCUCCGCCGCCGGGCAGCGUUCCCGAGGAGCAGCAGCAGAUCGCCCGCCAGGGCUCCUACACCAGCAUCAACAGCGAGGGCGAGUUCAUCCCCGAGACCAUGGACCAGAACAUGCUUGAAGCGUUCAUCAGCCCUGAUGAUUCGCUGUCUGGGAGCUGCCAGUCACUGGACAGGUCUGUGGACAGCCCUCCCUUUCCUCAAACCCCUGUUCCUGGAAGGAAGAGCCAUCCCAAAGACGGUCUUGAUUGCAUGGAUUUUGACAUCCCAUUCUGUGAGAGGUUUGGGAAAGGUGGGACCUUCCCAAGGCAGUACCAUCUCUCCCAAAGUCGCAAGGACUACAGCGAUGGCCGGAGGACUUUCCCCAGGAGUUACUUCCCACAGGAGAACCUGUUUCAGCUCGUCCCUUCCAGCAGAACCAAGAGCUUUACUGGGGACAGCAAGCUCAGCACCUUGCAGUAUGAUGAGUACAGGCCCAAGUGUUGGAACAAUUUUGAAAAGGGUCUGCAGACCUUCAGCACCUCCCCUACAAAAGCCAGGAACUCCCUGCAGGCACCUGUGAACUGGAGGCUGGGGAAGCUGCUGGGAAGAGGAGCUUUUGGGGAAGUUUAUCUCUGCUAUGAUGCUGACACUGGGAGGGAGCUGUCAGUGAAGCAGGUGCCUUUUGACCCUGACAGCCAGGAGACAAGUAAAGAGGUGAAUGCUUUAGAGUGUGAGAUUCAGCUGUUGAAGACUCUCCGUCACGACAGGAUCGUGCAGUACUACGGGUGCCUGCGGGAUCCUGAGGAGAAGAAACUGUCCAUCUUUGUGGAAUACAUGCCAGGGGGCUCAAUAAAGGACCAGCUGAAAGCUUACGGUGCUCUGACCGAGAAUGUCACACGGAAGUACACCAGGCAGAUCCUGCAGGGGGUCUUCUACCUACACAGCAAUAUGAUUGUCCACAGGGAUAUUAAAGGUGCCAAUAUUCUGAGAGAUUCUGCUGGAAAUGUGAAACUUGGAGAUUUUGGGGCCAGCAAACGCAUCCAGACCAUCUGCAUGUCUGGGACUGGGAUUAAAUCUGUCACAGGAACUCCAUACUGGAUGAGCCCAGAGGUUAUCAGUGGAGAGGGCUAUGGAAGGAAAGCUGAUGUGUGGAGCGUGGCCUGCACCGUGGUGGAGAUGCUAACGGAGAAGCCGCCCUGGGCAGAGUUCGAGGCCAUGGCGGCAAUUUUUAAAAUCGCCACGCAGCCCACCAACCCCCAGCUCCCCGACGGCGUCUCCAGCUCCUGCCGCAACUUCCUCAAGCAGAUCUUCGUGGAGGAGAAGCGGAGGCCGACGGCCGAGGACCUGCUGAGGCACCCUUUUGUCAACUGCGGGCUCUGAGCGCUGCCAGCGGGGACGGGGAGCGCCGUGGGGAGGUCGGGCCUCACCCGGGGCUGUCCUGACAGUCCCUCCUCGCUCGCUGCUGCCUCGGCCCCGCCGCCUUGUUGGAUUUUCAAGCUGCGCUCGGGACUGUGGGGAAUUCAGAGCGAGGGGUUUCCCGGCCUUGUGCGGGUGCCGGACCACGUAACCUCCCUGCCGCCAGAGGUACCGGGGUCGUCCCCCCUCGCCAAGUAACUGCUCUCUUGGGGGAAGUGUGGCAAGCGGGGAAUGUCCACCUUGGCAAGCGGGGAAUGUCCCCUCAGCGAGCGGGGAAUGUCCCCUCAGCACGGCGGCGGUGCCGGCGGCAUCCCCAGGAGCGGUGGGGGACUCGGAUGCUCAGUGGCCAUCAGCACCUUUCGCAGAGGAACAGACAGGGCCUUCAGCCAAGCCGGAGGAGAUGAUCCUCAGACCGCAGAGUCGGGGGGACCCGGGCGUCCCCGUUGACAAGGGGACCGACCCCGCUGGAGCGGCCGCCGGCGGGGCGGCGUUUCACACUGUCCUGUGCCUUACGCGGUUACAAUCAAGGAGUGAUGCUCGGCUCGGAUCUGGUGUGAGGAUGCAGCAGCCGUGUUGACUUUGCCUUGGCGUGUGUGUGUGUGUGUGUGUGUGUGAGUCUGGGAACCAGGGGGUCUUCUCGGGGUGCAGGAGGUCUCUGCGGGGUACGCCCGCGGACGGAUGCCCGGGACCCCUGCCAUGGGCUGAGGGAUGGGUAAAUGACAUUGGUGGUGUUUAAAUGCUGUGGUGGGCAGGGCUGAGCAGCAGCCAGAUUGUGCUGGGAGCCAUCAGGUGGGAGCUGAAGGAGAUCUCAGCAAGGACAGCUCUGCUCAUAGCCACAGUUUGCUGAGCCUUGUCUGUGCUGCUGCGCUGGGGCUGGAGGGAUGCCAUCGUGUUCUGGAAGGGGAGCUGCAGGGAGAGCCCAGUGGAUCUGUGUAAAACCCAAGAGAGCGCCUAAAAUUAGGCAGAGAGGGCUGAUGCCUGUCAAUCUGGGUGCGUCCUCCUCUGGGCUCUGUGCCUUGUGGACCCAUCCCCAGGUACAGGGAAGGGGAGCAUCACUUCCGUGGCGGUGCUCAAGAGAGCAGCUGCAGGACAAUGGAGCCCCAGACUGGGAAAGUGGAGCUGCAGCAGUGGAGGGCAGCUGGAAGCAGAUUCCUUCCCUCAGUAGGUUUGAAGGUGUAUGAGAAAACAGGCCAGUCAAAAGCAGAGCUGAGCUACAGCCUCUGACCAGCACUGCCCUGCUGGAAAACCUGGGCAGGAAGCAUGCACAGAGCCCCUGGAAGCUAGUUAAUUAAUUAAUUAAUCAGAUCUUGGGGUGUUUGGGAUAAAUUAAUUGCACCAUCCCACCUCCCCCUUCUCUGCUGCUUUAGCUGUUUCCACCGACUCAGCAAAGGGUCCAAAAAGAAGUUACCAGGAGGCUCCAUCCUCAGACCAGUGUGUCAGACACAGGUUUAUUUUAAUGCUGGUUUUCAGUGAAAAUGAAAAGUGUCGCUUAGACUUAAGAGGAAAGUGACAGAUUGGUUGUUUGUGUGAACACAUCCUUGAAUUCUUUCAUGUGGAAGAGAUCAAGACUUUGCACUGCUGGUGUGGUGGUGAGAGCAUGUCCAUGUCCUCAGCUCUGAAGAGAAAAGCAAGAUUUAGGAGGCUGCCCAGUGUAGCUGUGGAUGUCCCAUUUCUGGAUUCAUUCAGGGUCAGGGCUGGAGAUGGCUUGGAGCAACCUGGCCUAGUGAAAAAGUGUCCCUGCCCCAUGGCAAGGGGUUGGAAUGAGAUGAGCUCUAAGGUCCCUUCCAACCCAGACCAUUCAAAGGUUUCAUGAUUUUAAGAAUUAUUUCAAUUUUUAAAAAAAUAAGCACUGAGUAUUAGGGCAAAUUAAAAGAAAUACCUAAAAGAAUUCCCUAUAAAUCUGUCUGAAAGCUAUCAAGGCCAUUUAUUCUAGGCCAGGUUCCAGGAAAGCUGGGGGGCAGUGCUGGAGCAGCACUGGGACUUGUGUCAGUCAUCCAUGGGGGUGAUGGGCAGCUUGCCAUGGGGAGGGGAAAAGUCUCCUUUUGCUGAGGGGAAUGAAGAAUUUUAUUCUGUGAAUAGGACCAAAUCCAUCAGUCUGGUCAGUAAUAUGGGAUGGAUGGAAACAAACACAAGGGAAAAACAAAAAUCAGCAUUGUCUGGGAACACGUUUGGCGGAAGAGGGUAACAAAGUGUGUGUUCACCAAAGCUAAAAAAAAAAAAAAAUCAAACCAAUUUUUAAGCUGUUUUCUUGUCUUUCAUUAAAUCUGUUUGGUUUGGGUUUUCUCAGCCCUUCAGUAGUGGGAGGGUGUUUCCCUUCUUCCCGAAGAUUUAAGAGCCAAAGGGGGCUCCUGGCUGCCCCAAAAUGCUCCCAGGGCCCUCAAACCACCUAAAUCCUCCCAUGGAUGGAUGUGGCUCGUGUGAGUGUGUGUGUGAGUGUGUGUGUGUGAGUGUGAGACACUCCUCAGGUGCCUUUGCCUUUCUGGUUUGUAAAACCCUUGCAGGGUUCUGAUGUACAGAAUGGAACUAGGAAAACAAAUGGAAUUAUUCUACCAUGUAAAGUCA